This is a messenger RNA of Protomyces lactucae-debilis, 830 nucleotides long. RefSeq lists its product as uncharacterized. Lineage: Eukaryota; Fungi; Ascomycota; Taphrinomycetes; Taphrinales; Protomycetaceae. The transcript has a single exon. The coding region runs from base 216 to 635 and encodes 139 amino acids. The record is from RefSeq and is a predicted model, not a curated record. Gene Ontology annotation, molecular function: nucleic acid binding.
AAUCAAAGCAUGUUGAUAUACUGCUACCGUCUACGAUCCCCAUUCCCUCCAAGCAUAGACAAGCCCUCAUCGCAGUCUUCCCUCUAUGUCGCUGCUCUCCCACUCAAACUUUGACCAGCACGACCAAAUCUAACCACCACGACUGCCUAUCGCACCGCUCUAUAACCACACUUGCUCGCUCUGUCAGAACAGACUGUGUGCUCGAGUAUGCAGAGAUGACCUCUUCCAUUUCACCAGAAGAAGCAAGAGACGCUACAAAACCCCGAGGUCGUGCGUCAAGAAUCUUCAUAAAGCCAAAAACAAGCAUCGCUGGGACUGUUACCAUGAUACAGAGCCUUCUCUUCCUUAGAGGCGACACAGAUCCUCUUAUUUGUAUCACGGGUAUUGGCAAAAAUAUCUCAAAAUGCAUCACAAUUGCAGAGAUUGUACAGCGUCAAGCAACAGAGCCGCUUGGGCAUAUAUCAACGCUCAGCAAGGAGAAGAAGUUUGCAGACAGAGGUACAGAGGUGCUUGAUGAAGAAACAGGAGAGCUCGAAUGGCUGGAAGAGCCCUUAGAGCUUGCAGAUACAGACCGCUUCAUGCCCAGAAUUACUAUUGAGCUGUGGAAGAUCAGUGGUGGGCCCAGAGCACAGUAGAGUACAAUCACCCAAGGAAACAAGUCAGGAAGGCAAGAUGAUUGGAUGCAUAGAUUGAUACGUACUGCAAUCGAUCUCUGCUUCAUGAAGAGAGUGACUGAAGUCAACUUGAGACGUUUUAUGCAGAACGGAAAACGCGUGAGCAGGAAGAUGCAAUUUACACCUCUUGAAUCUCGCGAAGACGACGGAUAGUAG